This is a messenger RNA of Candidula unifasciata, 1224 nucleotides long. The record is from the annotation of a GenBank genome assembly. NCBI's taxonomy places the organism in Eukaryota, Metazoa, Mollusca, Gastropoda, Stylommatophora, Geomitridae.
AUGGUGGUCAGGAAAUCUGAAUAUCAGAAGCAGUACAAAGCAUGUAUCAUCAAGAAAAAUGAAGGGGCUUAUCUGGAAAAUCUUAACCUAAGACAUCAGCGUCGAGACCGAGAGUUUCUGCACACUCCCAUCUGCUGGGAGAAUUCUAGUGAUGAGGAUGAGAAGACCUCGUCUGGCUGCAGUGAAGAAGAGCAGUCUAAACCUAAAAUACAACCACACAAAGAGCCUGAAUACCAGUCACUAGCAGAAAUUUUGUCCGAUUCCAAGAAGAAAGCAGAAUCUGCAAGAAGGCAGGCAUUUCUGGAAGGAUUUAAGAGACCUAGUGAUAAUGCAAAUGGCAUCACUGGCGAAGAAAAACAGCUAAUUAAUGCAGAUGUGCUAACCAAAUUAAAUAUGGAAGAGAAAAAACAAAAUGAAACAGGCAGCUUGAACAAUACGACAAAGAAUGAAUCUGUAGCUGUUAAAUCAAAUGUUGUAAAUGACCCUGUGGCUGAUGAGAACAGAAGAUCAAACAAAGCUGACUUGACACGUGCUGCAGAGUUAGAUAGGAAUAAUCGGGAUGUGUCUGAAUACAGAAGUUGUGUUGUAGGUGGUUUGCUCAAAGAAGACAUUAAACUGCCAGCUGUGAAUCAGAAAAUAAAAAAAGAACGAAAGCGAAGUAAGGAACCUGAGGGGUUUAAGAAAAUAAAACCAUCCUCUGCAUUAGACAGACGCUGCUACAGCUCUCGUCUUUCCAGCGUUACUGAAGGCAGUUAUGUGCCACAGCUGUUAUACACACCCAGAGCUAGGAAGCCACAUCAAUCCCACAUCCCCAGAACAAAGUCUACACCAGUCUCUCCAGAGACACCACUGAAAGAGAGACCACUUUUUCUUGCAUAUGGCGCUGGUGAUAAGGAAGACAGCCUGACCACACACAGAACGCAUAAUGUCAGAGCCCCAGUUGAUGUGUACCCCUCAGCUCUGAGAGCAAAAGUGAGGCGCCAGGAGGAGCACAGGAGACAGGCGGACAAGAUACAUAAAGCUGCCAGCACAGAAACUAUGUUAGAGAAACUGUGCGCUCCUGCUGCAGACCUGGCUGGCUGGGAGUCUGAGUAUCGCAAGCAGUUUCAUGGAUAUCAACCAAGAGACUAUGAGAAAGCUGUGUCAAGCCAUGCUGUGAUUCCCCGAUCUUCAUCGGUCCGGGCAGUACAUAGAGGCGGCUGUCUUUUAGUUCAUGUUGACUAG